CCGGGAGACCAGCCGUACAGCACGUGACGGACACGGACCAAGACUACCCGAUCUCCCUCCCUCACCCCUGUGUGUGAUCCCAUCAUCAGGAGCAGCUGGAUACUGUAGGUGUUAGAGAUACGGUGAUGUCUGGGCUCCAGCCUGGAGGAACAGGGAAGCUUCUACCAUAUAGAUUCCACCUAUCCAGAUACUGUUAUACAGGGGAGCUUCCACCAUAUAGAUUCCACCUAUCCAGAUACUGUUAUACAGGGAAGCUUCUACCAUAUAGAUUCCACCUAUCCAGAUACUGUUAUACAGGGAAGCUUCCACCAUAUAGAUUCCACCUAUCCAGAUACUGUUAUACAGGGAAGCUUCUACCAUAUAGAUUCCACCUAUCCAGAUACUGUUAUACAGGGAAGCUUCUACCAUAUAGAUUCCACCUAUCCAGAUACUGUUAUACAGGGGAGCUUCUACCAUAUAGAUUCCACCUAUCCAGAUACUGUUAUACAGGGAAGCUUCCACCAUAUAGAUUCCACCUAUCCAGAUACUGUCGUACAGGGAAGCUUCCACCAUAUAGAUUCCACCUAUCCAGAUACUGUUAUACAGGGAGCUUCCACCAUAUAGAUUCCACCUAUCCAGAUACUGUUAUACAGGGAAGCUUCUACCAUAUAGAUUCCACCUAUCCAGAUACUGUUAUACAGCGAAGCUUCUACCAUAUAGAUUCCACCUAUCCAGAUACUGUUAUACAGGGAAGCUUCUACCAUAUAGAUUCCACCUAUCCAGAUACUGUUAUACAGGGAAGCUUCUACCAUAUAGAUUCCACCUAUCCAGAUACUGUUAUACAGGGAAGCUUCCACCAUAUAGAUUCCACCUAUCCAGAUACUGUUAUACAGGGAAGCUUCCACCAUAUAGAUUCCACCUAUCCAGAUACUGUUAUACAGGGGAGCUUCUACCAUAUAGAUUCCACCUAUCCAGAUACUGUUAUACAGGGGAGCUUCCACCAUAUAGAUUCCACCUAUCCAGAUACUGUUAUACAGGGAAGCUUCUACCAUAUAGAUUCCACCUAUCCAGAUACUGUUAUACAGGGAAGCUUCCACCAUAUAGAUUCCACCUAUCCAGAUACUGUUAUACAGGGAAGCUUCUACCAUAUAGAUUCCACCUAUCCAGAUACUGUUAUACAGGGAAGCUUCUACCAUAUAGAUUCCACCUAUCCAGAUACUGUUAUACAGGGGAGCUUCUACCAUAUAGAUUCCACCUAUCCAGAUACUGUUAUACAGGGAAGCUUCCACCAUAUAGAUUCCACCUAUCCAGAUACUGUCGUACAGGGAAGCUUCCACCAUAUAGAUUCCACCUAUCCAGAUACUGUUAUACAGGGAGCUUCCACCAUAUAGAUUCCACCUAUCCAGAUACUGUUAUACAGGGAAGCUUCUACCAUAUAGAUUCCACCUAUCCAGAUACUGUUAUACAGCGAAGCUUCUACCAUAUAGAUUCCACCUAUCCAGAUACUGUUAU
This is a messenger RNA of Coregonus clupeaformis (lake whitefish), 1491 nucleotides long. RefSeq lists its product as uncharacterized. NCBI's taxonomy places the organism in Eukaryota, Metazoa, Chordata, Actinopteri, Salmoniformes, Salmonidae. The coding region runs from base 126 to 1370 and encodes 414 amino acids. The transcript has 2 exons. The record is from RefSeq and is a predicted model, not a curated record.